Brachypodium distachyon (stiff brome) is the source of this 1916-nucleotide messenger RNA. RefSeq lists its product as uncharacterized. The transcript is spliced from 4 exons. The coding region runs from base 312 to 1670 and encodes 452 amino acids. The record is from RefSeq and is a predicted model, not a curated record. NCBI's taxonomy places the organism in Eukaryota, Viridiplantae, Streptophyta, Magnoliopsida, Poales, Poaceae.
CUUGUUAAACCCCCCCUCCCGCUGCCGCUCGCACACCGCGGCGCGCGCGGAGAAAAUCCUACAGCUGCGCUCUCCACCCGCCACUCGCCGGCGUCGUCGCGGGCCAAACAAUACGAGGAAUCUCGUAUCGUGCACGCGCACCGAGCUCGGAAUUGCCCUCCCUAGGAGGCUAGGAUCGAGCAGGGAGUUCCCCCCCGCGCGCGCGCCUCACGGGCGGCACGUGAGCGCUCCACGGGCCCCGGCUGGCGCACCACUUGGCCACGCACGGGGCACGGCGGUCGUUGCGUGAUUGAGGGGGAACUGACUUGGCCAUGGAGCAGGAGGAGGGGAGGAGGAAGAAGGAACCGGCGGUGGUGGUUGUGCUGGAGUGCGUGGCAGGGAGCUCCAAGGCGGAGGAGUGGGGCGGCGGCGGGGACGUGGUCCAGGAAGGGGACGUGGUGGAGGCGGUCCGGGUGGGGCUGGGCUCCGGGGCCGAGUCGUUGGACCCGCCGUUCAAGGGCGGGCGGGCCGGGCUCCACAAGGCGCUUCACAAGGCGUUCAAGCGCGGGGACACCUCCGUCGAGGUGCGGGUCCGGGGCGGCAGGGGCCUGCAGGCGUGCAUCCUGCCGCACCCCGGCGGCGGCAGGAAGCAGUACGUGCUCCGGUCGCUGCACGACCCCAACUACGUCCUCGGCUUCGGCGAUCGCCUCGAGAGCGAGUGCCUCGUCUUGCAAGGCACAAGGGGCACAAGAGUUGCAUCAGCACUAAGCAAGGCACAACUUCAGGAUGGGUACGUUGCAUACCCAUGGGAGAAGAAGAUGCGUGAUUCGUUGCGCAUACCCAACUCCAGCUGCCACCUUUCGAUGCUCGUCCUCCCCAAGGCUCUGGACAUGAACGCAUGUCGAUACGAGUCCUUUGAAGACACAUUGGCUCGUGCCAGCGCAUGGCUCUACUCCUCUCAGGACUCAGGAAUCCCUGUUGAGUUCAUAAAUGUGCAGAGUGAAGCUCUUCUCACCAAGAUAUCUGGAGAGACCGCAUCUGCAACUGUCAAUUCAGGGUCAUUGUCUGAUAUGUCGAACCUCGUGAAUGCAACCCUCUAUGGUUUCGAGGAUUACCAUGGGGUCGACAUCGGUGUGGUGAAGGCAGCCCGACUUUGGUACAGCUCCACAGCAGGAGAAAUACCGCUAGAGAUCCUACUUCAGGAAGGUGACACGAGGCUAGGAUUUGCCGUCAGCCGAACCGAAGAGGGUUUUAUCUACAUAUCUUCAGUUGUCGAUGAUGAUGAAGACAACGAGGCACCAUCAACGCGGUCAGGGCUCCGUGAUCUAUUCAGGCGCGCGAAAGAGGCGUCAAAACUGCUGAUCAUAUCAAGGGUAUCCAAUGAGAAGGUCCUCCCCUGGAUGAUUUCCAGUUCAGGUGCAGUCCGUUGCUUUGACACCAUCUCCCUCAGCCAAAAGCUCUCCUUGCACCGCCUUGCAUUGCACCCCAUCCAGUUACAUCUGCUCAUGUGGGAGAAGCCUGUUGGUCUUGCGCAAAGUAUUAUAUUUCCUCCAAAACUGCCGCCACAGUUGUUGCUUCCUCAGGUACCCCAAAACAUCAUUGAGAGCAUUGAACCUCUAGAUGUUGAAGAGGAUUAUGUGGGGGAUCAGUCUUUUCGGUUUGUAGAUUCCCCAGUUAGCAGCUGGGUAUGAUUUCAGUUUUGAGCUUUGUCAAGCCGGCUCCCUGAUGUGCAUAUGAUGUAAUGUCUUCAUCUUCUCUAGUUUACAGUAUCCUCAGUUUGUUCUACAGAAGUUUCUAGGCCUGUCUGAAAAUAUUUUGGAAGCACUAUGUAAGCAGUCUUAUAGUCAAUAACUUUCAAGUGCACCUGGCAUGCUCCCGGUUCCAAAAACAAUAUUAUAAGUGGUGAAAUUUUUUGAAAAAAAAUUCUCACGUGUUAA